AUGCGCUUCUGGCGGACAUCCCCGCCGCCUCCGCCGCUCCCGCCGACCAUCCUCGAGCUGUACCUGGCGCACCGCCCGGACGCCGCGCUGGAGCCUUCGACCUUCGCCUCGCGCCGCGUCGCGCUGCCGGCCCAGACCCCGACCCAGGCCCUGGUCAAGACGCUCUACUUGUCGUGCGACCCGGCCAUGCGCGUGUGGCUCAGCCCGGCCCGCUCGUACAUGCCGCCGGUCCCGGAGGGCGCGCGUAUGCGCGCCUUCGGCGUGGGCGAGGUCGUGCGCCCCGGCCCGGCCCUGCGCGUCGGCGACCUCGUCGAGGGCAUGCUGGGCUGGGGCGAGUACGCCGCCCUCGAGGAGGACAAGCUCAAGCGCGUCGCAGUCCCCAGGGGCCUGCCGCCCUCCGUCAUGCUCGGCGUGCUCGGCAUCACCGGCCUCACGGCCUACUUCGGCCUGCUCCAGGUCGGCGCCCUCAAGCGCGGCGAGACGGUCGUCGUGUCCGCGGCCGCGGGUGCCACGGGGAGCGUCGUGUGCCAGAUCGCGAAGAACGUGUACGGAUGUCGCGUGGUCGGCAUCGCUGGGGGGACCGUCAAGUGCCGCUAUUUGGAGGACGUGUUGGGCGUCGCUGCCGUAGACUAUAAGAGCGAGGAGGGCGUGGACGCCGGGCUGAAGCGCGUGCUCGGGAAGAGCCGCAUCGACGUGUACUUCGAUAACGUCGGCGGGAAGACGCUUGAGGCCGCGCUGCGCAGGAUCGCGCAGGGGGCGAGGAUCGUCGUGUGCGGCGCCAUCAGCGGGUAUAAUAAGAAGGAGCUUCAGCCCGGGCCGUAUAAUUACGUCAACUUGAUCUCGUAUGGGGCGACGAUGAGGGGCUUUUUGCUGCGCGAGUUUGAAAAGGAGUUUGACAGAGCUAAGGCAGAUCUGUCGAGGUGGAUCAGGGAGGGCAAGGUUGAUUUCAGGGAGGAUGUGGUAAAUGGGCUGGAGAACGCUCCGGAGGGGAUGAAGAGACUGUUCGAGGGGAAGAACAUCGGCAAGGUCGUGAUUCGUGUCGCCGAGGGAGGCACCGGUGUCCAAGCAAAGCUCUAGAGAGAGAGAGAGAGAGAGAGAGAGAGAGAGAGAGAGAGAGAGAGAGAAAGAAAAAGAGAGAAAGAAAAAGAGAGAAGGUACGGGUACGGCACAAGCUGCACGCCAGCAGCGGCGGUUGUGUCGAGAUGGCAAGCAAGAUGGUCGCGGCAUGAAUAAUUGGAAACACAGAUGAUGUCAAAUUCUAAAAUCUCCGCCCAUCACCCU
Messenger RNA from Chondrus crispus (carragheen), 1281 nucleotides. RefSeq lists its product as hypothetical. NCBI's taxonomy places the organism in Eukaryota, Rhodophyta, Florideophyceae, Gigartinales, Gigartinaceae. The record is from RefSeq and is a predicted model, not a curated record. Gene Ontology annotation, molecular function: oxidoreductase activity, acting on the CH-CH group of donors, NAD or NADP as acceptor. The transcript has 2 exons. The coding region runs from base 1 to 1077 and encodes 358 amino acids.